Messenger RNA from Phycomyces blakesleeanus NRRL 1555(-), 933 nucleotides. RefSeq lists its product as hypothetical. The record is from RefSeq and is a predicted model, not a curated record. The transcript has 9 exons. Lineage: Eukaryota; Fungi; Mucoromycota; Mucoromycetes; Mucorales; Phycomycetaceae. The coding region runs from base 1 to 933 and encodes 310 amino acids.
AUGUACGGUUUCAGUCAAAAAUGCCCCUUGGGUUUUGUCAUCAAGAACUUUAACCAAAUUUCAUGCUAUAUCUGCAAUAUACGGUGCAAAUUUUGUUGUGUCGACACAAAAAGACUGUAUCAUGUUCACAUGAGCUACUGCAGACAGAUUGAGGUUGAUCUUGCUGAAAUCAAGCAAGCAUUGCGCAAGCUUCAAAGGCAAUUCAGCAAUCAAUUUGCGCCAGCAGUCAGUGCAGAAGAUCUAACUACAAUGCAACAAAGCAUUAUUGAGCAGAGUUCUCUUGAGCGCAUUGCUGAGUCUGUGAAAAGAGCCCAGCUCACAGAGUACCCUGAUCAGCUCGGUAAGCGAGUAAUAAAUACUGGCGUCGAGUUCAAAGGAAAAAAUGAAGCACAAAAAUACAACCUGUUGCUUCAGAUUCUUCACGAGCAGGACUGGAAGGCGCGCUGCAAAGAAGUUUCACAAGGGCAGCCUUUGCCCCCAUUAGUCCCUCUUUCAGACCAUGAUUUGACAGUAAAAAGACUGCAUCUCAAAACAUUAGGCCGUAUGGUAAAGCAUGAUAUCAUUGACAAAGACUAUCCUGCAGCCUCAAAAGAAUGGAAAAAUAUUCCAGAGAAAAACAGGGAAUACUACAUGAUGCAUUUGGAGAGGUUGGCAAAGAAUGGUAGAUUGCAUAUCCACCAAUAUAAAAGAAUGUGGUGUGCAAGAAGCCUUCUUUGGGAAAGCUUCAAGAGUGACAACCAGACGCACAAGAGAAGAAUAGCAGAGAAGAACAAAACACAGCAAGAUAUAGGUGAUUCUUCACUUUCUUCUCCUGAUAUGUCAGAAACUAGUGAUGUUGAGGCGCCCAUAAUGGCAGAUGUGCUGUCUCCUCUGUUAUCACGUUGCUCUGAUUAUGGCUCAGAUAGGAUCGAUUACCUGACCCCAGUCAUAUAA